AAUGAGAAGCAAGCUGCAAACCCUGCUUCUGACCAGAGCAAGUGCUCAGCCUGUCUUCCCUGGCCUCUGCUGCACGCGUGCCCAGGCAGCACUGCGCUCCUUGCUUUCCUUCCUCUGUUGCAUUUUGUAUCCUGGUAACAUCGCUCACGUUAGAGCCAGUGUACGCUGGUAACAUGGCUGAGUUUUGGGGUGCAGAGAGGUCCCUGUGGUCCGCUGAGCUGUUGUGAAGACACUAGCUCCAGGAGGAAUGAACAAAACUCACCCCCAGAGGAAUGGUGAUGUAGCUCCUUUUGAUCCAGCAAAGUCCUUCUCUGAAGAAAGAGGCUGCUGCCGGCCGCAUGGGGCCUGCCUGUGCUGCCCGCCGAGGUGUGUCUGUGUCACCGUGCUGGUGCUGCUCCUCUUGGCUGCCACGGCGGCCAUCGUGGGCCUGGCAGUGGCGCUGGGGCUCCCACCACACUCCCCAGCGAACCGCCUCUGUGCAGCCUCCAAUAACCGGACAGGCUUCUUGUGUGACGACAGAGUGACUUGCAUCCCAGCCAGCCAGGUCUGUGAUGGAACCACCAACUGCAGAGACGGAGAGGAUGAGCAGGAGGAACUCUGUGGCGACCUGCCCCGCAGCCUCCCGGCCUACCUGGUUUUCCGCUGCGGUAACCCUGCACACUGGGUCUAUGCUGACAAGAGAUGCAAUGGGAUGAACGACUGCGGGGACUGUUCCGACGAGAUGGGGAGCUUGGCCACCUGCCCUCCGUGCGGGUCAGCGUGGUGGAGCUGCAGCCCCGUGUUCUACGAGUACUGCGCCUGCGUGCCCAGGUCGCUGUGCCGCGACGGCAUCCAGCAUUGCACUAGCUGGUCCGACGAGUACCUCUGCACACCGUGAAGCCUCAGCACCAGGAAAUGCUGGACGUGGCGGGGUGCUUCCUGCACUGUCACCUCCCAUGCUGCUGUCCUCCUGCUCUGGAAGCUCUGGCCUGAGCAGCCCCGGUCAGCAGCGUGAGGGGACAGGAGCGCCGUGCUUCUAGCUUGUGGCCACCGUCUGUGGGACACUUUCAUGGGUCCUCCUGAGCACUUCCCUCUGACACAUCUUCACGUUCCUGAUGUCCGUGGGCAGGAGAAGGUGGUGUCGGUGUGUAAAGCACGUCUGCGGGUUGUUUCGGCAGCUGCUUUGAAGGCUCUGUGCUGACGCAGCUGGGAUGCUUCCUGUGGGGCCUGGUGUUGGGGUGACACGUCUGGGGAGCCACCAUCCGGGCCACCUCCUGCGCUGCGUUCAAACCAUGAAGGUCAGGGUGGAGAGAGUAAUGGUGAGGGAACUGCAGUGGAUAUGUUGGGGUUUGUGGGGAAAAAUCAGUGUUCCUGUGGCGGUGUAGCUGUCCUUCCAACCAGCCUGGGCACUCGUGGGGGACCAGGGCACAUGCAAAGUGUGUUUGCCUUGGGGCUGUGUGGUUUUGGAGUGGCAGCUCCACAAGCAGCCACGGGGCUGGGAUGCAUUGCACUGCGUUCGGUUAGCAAGGAAUAAAGGUGUGUGGAGGGAUCCAUGGCAGCCUUGGAGUUGGGCAGAAGAAAACCAAGAGCUGCAGCCACUGCUGGGAGGCUGCGGGAUGACUCGGGAUCUGCUCGCUGCUCGGUUCGCUCCUUUGCCAGCCAGGCCUUCAAAGCAGGCCGCAGGAUAGCGAUGUGGAUGUGCCAUUGAAAUUUAAGAAAGCUGUGUUCUUUCUCUGCUCCUUUGGAAAAAAAAAUCUCAUCUGUGUCUAAAACAUUGAAUCUGAGGAAAACACGUAUUUACUGUGAGUGUUCCUACUGUUCUAGGCCCAAAAUAAACAUCAGGCACUGUUCUCCCCACCACCAUCCCAGGUCACAUAUCUUUAAAAAUAAAACCCA
This is a messenger RNA of Cygnus olor (mute swan), 1875 nucleotides long. RefSeq names its product low density lipoprotein receptor class A domain containing 1 (gene LDLRAD1). Lineage: Eukaryota; Metazoa; Chordata; Aves; Anseriformes; Anatidae. Gene Ontology annotation, molecular function: protein binding. The record is from RefSeq and is a predicted model, not a curated record. Bases 248 to 877 code for a protein of 209 amino acids. The transcript has 6 exons.